Molecule: messenger RNA, 12936 nt
Organism: Monodelphis domestica (gray short-tailed opossum)
Lineage: Eukaryota; Metazoa; Chordata; Mammalia; Didelphimorphia; Didelphidae
Product: mas-related G protein-coupled receptor member X1-like
Biological process (GO): G protein-coupled receptor signaling pathway
Cellular component (GO): plasma membrane
Molecular function (GO): G protein-coupled receptor activity
Source: RefSeq, a predicted model, not a curated record
UGAAGAGAGGUUUGUCCCAACUGCCAUUCUGUUGGAAGAAGGAGGAGAAGGAGGAGAUUGGCUUGUGGCUGCAGAUCAUCCAUCUCUAACUGGCCCUUGAAGACUUCAGCUGGGGGUGUCUGAGACGAGCAGGGUUUUCUGGGGCUGGAACCAAGCGCCAUGGCUGUGUCGUCCCCCCCAUCUGGGCGGCUGGGAUCCAGUCCGGACAACAGCACGCAAAGGAACCCAAAUGGGACUGUCAAUCCCGGGCGGAGGGUACACGGAGACUUUGACGUGGACGACUGGAUGGAGAUCUUCUCUAUGCUCAUCACCCUGCUGGGGCUGGUGGGGAACACCAUCGUCCUGUGGCUGCUGAGCUUCCGCGUCCCCAGGAACCCCUUCUCCGUCUACAUCCUCAACCUGGCCGUGGCCGACGCCCUCUACCUCGGCGGCCUAGUGGAGCUCUUCAUACAGAAGUUCUUGAGGUCCAUUAACCUCCUCUCCGACCUGCCCGAGGCCGGGAUCUGCGUCACGUUCAUGUCUUACUUCAUGGGCCUGAGCCUGCGGGCGGCCAUCAGCACCCAGCGCUGUCUGUUCGCGCUCUUCCCCACCUGGUACCGCCGGCACCGGCCCAAGCACACGUCGGCCGCGGUGUGCGCCGUCCUGUGGGUUCUGGCCGGCCUCUGCUGGGGUCUGUUUUUCCUGCUCUGUUUUCACGCGCGCAAAGGCGCCAUCUGCCUCAACUUCGUCAUUCUGCACUCCAUCUGGUUCUUCUUCUUCAUCGGCCUGCUGGCCGUGACCAGCCUGACGCUGGUGCUCCGCGUCCAGUGCAGCUCCCUGCGCCGGCAGCCGCCCCGCCUCUACCACCUGACGCUGCUCACGGCCCUCGAGUUCCUGCUGUGCGGCGUGGGCCCCGGGUUCGAAAUCUUCGUCCGCAGGCUGGACCUCGAAUUUAUGCCGGCCUGGCUCCCUUCGUUCCUGGGCUGCGUGAACAGCAGCGCGAACCCUUUCGUUUACUUCUCCCUGGGCAGGCAAAGGCGGAGGAGAGGGAGGGAGACCCUCAGGGCGGUCCUCCGGAGGGCCCUGAGCGACGAGCAAGAGCUGGGAUCGGAGGGGGGGGACACCUCCCACACCAACACCCUGGAGACUUCCUCCUGAGCUCGGGACAGAGGCUCGGACGCAGCAGCCAGGGCAGUAAGCCCCUGUCCCCAGCCCGCUGCCCGGAGCCGUGAGCCAGGACCCCCCUUCCCAGCCCCCGAUGUCGGUGCCUGGGUUUGAAUUGUAAGCGCUGAAUAAGUAUUUAUUAAGCUCCUACUAAACGCCAGACGUGGUACGAAACGCUUUGUAAAUAUCUCAUUUAAUCCUCACCAUAGCUCCCACCAUCCCCAUUUCACAGUUCGGGAACCGAGGCAAGCAGACAUUCAGUGACUUGCCCAGGGUCCCAAAGCUCGUCAGUGUCUCAGGUUGGAUUUGAAUUCAGGUCUUCCUGCCUCUCCGCUCCAUGUUCCCGGCACUCUGGAGCCCGCUAGCUGGCUGAAGACUCCAGGUUUUACCUUGGGAGUGCGGCUCCGGGUAUCUUGUGACAGGAGUAACACGGGAAGCCAUUCCACCCUCCCUACCCAUCCCCCAAAGCCCCAUGACUCCCUGCUCUCUCCUUGUCAGCCUCUGUCCAGGAAGGGCUAGAGUCGCGGCUCAGACUGCUCAAGGCUCGGUUCCCUCAGGCCUCCCCUGCCCUAAAGGGGCAGAGGCGGCCCCAGCUCAGCACUGCCCCCUACCUCCCCGCACUUCCUGCUCUUUCUUCCCUACUGCGGUCAGGAGAGCGCUUCAGCUAAAGGUCAGGCUGGGGUUCAGCCUUCUCUCUCCUUUUCCCCUUCUCCCCCCGUCCCGGGGCCUCCGAAUCUCUGCGUCGCUCUGUCUCUACGACCCUUCCAGAAUCUUUCACUCUGCGCGCCUCAGUUCCUGAUUAGGGCUCCAGAGAGGAUUCGGGGUGUUGUAUAUGUUGUGAUGAGUGUUAUAAUACAUCAGGAGGCAGCCGGCUGAGGCCAAAACGGGGGAAGGGGCACACCCACCAUCUCUCGCCUGCCUGUACCGCCCGCAGAUCCACCUAGUGCACAGCAGGCACACAAGCAUCCUCCGGAGAUACACGUACAGGAACACACACACACUCACACUCACACUCACACACACACUGAACCACAGGCUCAUCUGGACCGCCCAGAUGCUACAACAGAAUCUAGUGACAGUGACCUCAGUGCCUUCGGUGGCAGGGCAGCCUCACCCCCUCUUGCUGUUCCUUAUGGGAUGGGCAUCAUCAUGAGCAUCAAUCAGCCAUCAAGACUAAAGUGUCAUGGCGUUUCCAUGGCGCCCAGUGUUCCUUGGCCACGACCCUGUUAAUCACUAAUAUUGAUUCCCUCAGCUUUUCCCGGAGUGUGUGAUGUGAUUGACACCUUGAUAGAGAAAGCCAAGCCCCCAACAAGAGAAAGCUACACUUUUCCCUAAAAUUAGGAGGCAAAGAAGGGAAUAAGCAUCUAUAUUAUGCUUCUAUGAGGCAACUGAUCAGCUAGUGCUGCAGGUGGCAAAGUGGGUAAAACAACAGGUCCAGAGUCAGAAGGACCUGGAUUCAAAUCCAGCUUCAGAUAGUUCAUAACUGUGUGACCCGGGGCAAGUCCCUCAACCCUGUUUUCAUUGGUUUCUUCAUCUGUAAAAUGAGCUGGAGAAGGACAUGGCCAACCACUCCAGUAUCUUUGCCAAGGAAACCACAAAUGUGGUCAUGAAGUGGCACACAGGACUGAAAAGACUGAACAAGAUGAGCCAAGCCCUCUCCCAAGGGAUGGACUAUUGUUAUCUCAUCUGACUUCGACAGGAAGAGAUUAUCCCUGGAAAGGAAACAAAACAUCUAGGUUCCUCUCAGCGAUGUGCAUUCUAUUCAUGUGCUGCAGUUCAACGUGGCUUUGGCUGCACGGAUAGAUGCUCAAUAACGUUCGCGUGCCAUCAGCAUUCCUGUAUAUUCUCCUGGUGGCUCCAAUGGCCCCUGACGGGAAGAGGCAACAGGGGCAACACAAGUCUAGAACACAAGACUUAGAAACCUGCCUCAGAAAGGGCGAUGUUUGCCAGGGAGCUUAAGACAGCCCAGCUGUCAGCCAAGUGUGGCACCUAAAUCAUGCCAACACAGACGUUUUCUUAGAAAUUAAGUCGCUUCUACCAGUAACACCCAAUUAAUCACCAUUUAGUUAUAGACUAAUUUUGAAGGAAAUGAUAUCCUUUAUUAAGUAAGAAUAUGUUUGGUCGUAAUCUGAAGAACACGUUUCUGGGCUUUCUGAAAAGCUCUCUUCUUGGCCACACAACCACAAAGCUGCCAGCACUGCUCACACAAGACUGUGCCAUCGAAAGGUGGUAAAGUCCACGUGAGCCGAGCCCGAGCUAUGGCAUAGGACCGAUCCAGCCUCAUGUCUUGCAAAUCCUCAACUUCUCUGGUUUUUGACUACUGUAUAUCACAUCCUCGUAAUAUAACAUCUUAAACCACCCUUUGAUGUAAGUCCUCCUCUGUCAGUUUCUCUUUCUCACUAUAGUCUCUGUACAUCAUUUAUUGGUCUCUGAUCUAACCGAGAGAUCUGAUAGCCAGUGAACUAUUAUAAUAGCUGUUCUUGGGAUAAAUCAAUUAUGCUCAGAAUCUUGUCUUUCAGCCUUUUCCUUAACAAGUAAAGAAAUCCAUUUUCUACCCCACUGAUCAGAGAGGAGUCAUAGAAUUGCUCAGGAGGAUUUUCCGCAUAAUCAAGAUUUCUGAAUAUUUUGUUAGAAAAUGGAAAACUUUUUUAGCUUAGAGUAACAAUUGAACCCAACAGGAGGAUUUGCAAAGUACUUUACAAAGUUUACAAGUGAAUUCAUUCAGGGCCAGGUAAAUGCCAUGAAGGAUAGAUCUAGUACAGGGCUUGGAGGCAGGAGGACUUGGGUUAAAAUCUGGCCUCCCAUACUUUCUGGGUGUGUGACCCUGGGCAAGGCAGUGGCUCCUGUUGGCCUAGCUGCUGCCCUUCUGACUUAGGGUUGUUACUAAGAUAGAAAAUGAGGGUUUAAAAAUAAAAAUAAGCUGUGCCCUUUCCUUAGAGUAGAACACACACAGUAUACUCUAUCUGGUACCAAUUCAGGCAAAGAGGGUACUCUAUCUCUCUAUCUGUGUAUGUGUGUGUGUCUCAGUCUCUGUCUGUGUGUGUGUGUGUGUGUGUGUGUGUCUUCCUCUUACAUCUACAUUCAGUUCUGACUCAGAAGUCAACAAAAAAGGUAGUUUCUUUAUAACACCAAAAGCCAAGAGGGCUCAGUCAAAGAACCUCCCUGUCCAUGCUCUGAAGGGGACAGGUAAAUGUCGUCACUCCAUUGUACACAUCUGCAAGUAGCCUCGCCAGGUCUCCACAUGAGUUGUUACCAGAUUGGAUGGAUUUCUUAUUUCACCUAGAAUGUAGGUGUUCCUAUUUUCCCCAUUUGAAACAUGAGGAAACUCAGAAAUAGCUUAGGGAAGGUACAUUAACUCCCCAGCAUUCUGCUAGAGGCAGAAUUUUAACCCAGAUUUUCCUGACUCAAAGUCCAGGGAUCUGUUCAUUAUUCCAGAGUCUCUCACAUAAUCCAAAGGAACCAAUUUAAAUGUGUUUCUUGUAAACAUUAUUGAAAGUCCCACCAGUGCUUUCUCAAAGCUGGGGGUCCUUUUCUGUCUAGAUAGGAUGGCUUAGACAAAUAAUGAGAUGGUAGACAACUCAGAGCUCAGAACUUUGUGCUUAAGUGUCACCAAGAUGUUCCACCAGGCACAGAGCUCAUGUUUAUUAUAUAGCUUCAGUGAGUACAUGCUUUUCUGGCACACAAUCAUUUUUCAACAUAAAUGAUUUCUAGCAAGUAAUUGGAUAUGUCACACAUUAAUAAACUGCUUAAUCAACAUUCUGUGAUCAUUUACCAUGUUGCUACAACAGAGAAAUUCAUGAUGGAGAUAAAUGACAUAGACAGGGUGAUCUGGAGGUUAGUUCCCUCUGACCUGUGGGAUGACCAGCUAAGAAAAUCAUUGUUGCUUUUGCUCAGCUUUCAUAAUCAAUCAGAAUUACUUAGGAGAUGGAUAACAAAACAUUUCACAGCUAGGAACAGGAUUAAAGGGUAACUUUAAGGGAGACAAGAAUCAGAUAUCUUUCUAAUUUCUAAGUUGCAUUUUUCUUUAUGUUUCACUCAGGCACUUGGUGGUGUUGUCUGAUUAUUGUUCACAAACAGAUUUAGUAAAGUGUGUCAGCAGUUUGUGUUUUAGAGGAGUGAUUGAUGUUCCUGUCAUGCCUGGCCUGCAAUGGGUGAGGGGCAUCUAAGUGUAACUCUGUUAAGAGGGAAAGGAAGGGAUAGUGGGCAAUGAUCUUUAGGUUUUAAUUCUGUGCAUAUGAUUUUUGGAGUAAUAACCUGGGGGAAUUAAAGUGGGACAUAUGUGUGUUGAUCCUGUAAGUAUUUGCUCUCAUAUUAUUUCUCCUAUACUGGGGAAAGAGCAAUAGUCAUAACAAUUUAAUUAGUAAGAGAAGUUAGUGGGAGAAGUCACACAGAGGGGGACUGAGUGGGUGCCUCAUUUUCCAAACUGAGACUGUGUCAGACAGUGAGAAUAUGAUGGCUUUCAACACAACAUACUAGGAUUCUGAUUUUUAAUCCACACUGCUAUGUGCUUCUGUUUAAAGGGUGAGUUCAUCCCAUUCACAUUAAGCAUUAUGAUUGAUUACUAACUGUGUAUUGUCCUCCAUUGUAUUAUCCCCUUUGGAUCCUGCUCUAUUCCCUUUUACUCUAUUCAUCAUCACCAGUAUUCUGCUUUUUGUCAGCCCCCAGUUCCCCUUCCUUUCAAUUACCACACACAAACACACACACACACACACACACACACAUUUCCCUUGUCUUGUUCCCCUUCUACCUUCUAUUUCUCUGUAGGAUGAGAUAGAAUGCUAUGCCCCAUUGAGUAUACUCGUUUUUCCCUCUCUGAGCCAGUUACAAAGAGAAUAAAGUUUAGGUAUUACCCAUCACCACCCUUAUCCUCCCCUCUCUGUAUUGAUUUUUCUCACCUCUUUAUGUUAUAUAAUUUACCCUAUUCUUUCUCCCCCUUCCCUUUUCUCUCAGUGCAACCCUCUCUUUCAGCCCUUGAUUGAUUUUUUAUGUGUCACAUAUAUGCAUACAUAUCAUAUCAUACAUAUAUAUUGUUCCAUAUCAUCACAUUUACAUAUAAAUCAUAUCAUCAUAUAUAUCAUAACAUCAUAAUCAGCUUACUUUUCUACCCUCUUUCUGAGUAAAUUCCUUCUAUCUUCUCUACUACUAAGAGUAAUUUUUGAGAAUUAUAGAAAUCUUUCCAUGUAGACAUAUAGACAUCUUUACCUUAAUGAGUCCCUUAAAUUUUCUCUUAUUUACCUUUCUGAGCUUCUCUUGUGUCUCAUAUUUGACCUUCAGAUUUUUUGUUUAGGUCUGACUUAUUCCUUAGGAAUGAUUAGAAAUCUUCUAUUUUAUUGAAUGACCAUUUUUUUCCUCCUGAAAGAUUAUACUCAAUUUUGAUGGAUAGGUGACUCUGGAUUGUAAACCCAAACCUUUCGUCUAUCUGAAUAUAUUCCAUUUCGAUCCUUUAAUGCAGAAGCUGCUAGGUUCUAUGUGAUCCUGAUUGUAGCCCCAUGGUAUUUGAAUACUUUCUUUCUGGCUGCUUGAACUACUUUUUCCUUGGCUUGGUGGCUCUUGAAUUUGCCUAUUACAUUCCUGGAAGUUGUUAAUUGAGGAUCUCUCUCUGAAGGCAAUCUAUGAAUUCUUUUAAUUUCAAUUUUAUUUUCUUGUUCAAGGAUCUCUGGGCAGUUUUCUUUGAUAAUUUCUUAUAAUAUGAUAUCCAAAUCCUCAGAUUGUAUCUCCUAGAUCUAUUUUCUAGGUCUGUUUUUUUUUUCAAUAUGAUAUUUCAUGUUUUCCCCUGUUUUUUUUCAUUCCUUUGAUUCUACUUUAUUGUUUCUUGAUAUCUCAUAAAAUGAUUGGUUUCUAGAUAAUCAAUUCUGAUUUUUAAGAUCUGGUUUUCCUCUGUCAGUUUUUGGUUCUCCUUUUUCAAUUGGCCCAUUCCUUCUUGCAUCACCUUUCAUUUCUUCUUGCAUCACUUUCAUUUCUCUUCCUCACUUUUCCUCUACCUUUAAUAAUUGGGUUUUGAAGUCUUUUUUGAGAUCUUCCAGAAUCUGUGUCCAAUCCACAUUUUUUUUUACUCUGUGUGUGUUUCUUUUGCUUUCAAUGUCCCUUUCUAUGUCUGCACCUUGCUCUUUGUCUCCAUAAAAAGUCUUUAGAAUUAGGUACUUUUUUUGAUUGUUGCUCAUUUUUCCUAUCUAAUUAUAGUAAGGCUCUGUUUUCUGGGGAGUUGGAGUACCCUCUUAAACUUCAGUUCUUCCUUGAUGUUAUUUUUGGCUUAUUUUCUGGGUUGUUGCUAGUUUACCAGAUGGUCUGAGGGCUGAGAGCUCUGAGAGUCCCCUCUCCCUGCUGAUUCAAUUGACCCUUGAGAUGCUGAUAGCUUAAAAACUCCUCAGGCUUAGGUGUAAGAUUUUGAUCUCAGUCUGAACUUGAUUAGGUCAGGUACUGAUCAGAUUCUAGCCCCAGGCUUAGGCUUUCAAAGUUUUAUAUUUUUGGUCUCAAGGUGUUCUUGAUUCAAUCAGGCACAUCCUUGAUUGCUCUGUCCUGAAGCUCCACCCUUAGUUUUAGGCAAAAAGAUUCUGGGGAGGCUCCCCCUGAGAACUGUGUCCUCACCACAAACCAUGAAUUAUGCCCUCACCCCGUGCCCAUGUGCCUUGACCCCCUUCAGCCCAGAUUACCCUGGCUGGGACUCCAAACUUCUCCACAGGGUUGUGACUUCAAGGGGUUUUAAUUGACUUGGACCUCUUUUUGCCCAGAAGGAUUUCAGGGUUUGACUUAGCUUAGGUUUAGAACCUGUGAGCGCAGAUGUGUGGGGCACUGAGGGUGUGGUUUGCUCUUGGUUUGCUCUUCACUGGCUGUUAUGCCCCCUGCUAGUUCCACUCCCCUCUCACCUAAGUUCACCAAAGGAUCUCUGACUACCUUUUGGAGUUUUCUUUUUUUCUGAAGGUUGUUUCUGUCUGUCCCUGUUGGUUCUUUAACUCCUGUGUUCAUUUUGUGGUGAUAUUUUACUCUUGGGUUGGAGAAAAUUUUCAUGGUAAAAUGGUGAGGUGCUGCCCUAGUUACUCCUCCAUCUUCCCUCAUCAACAAAUUUGAGAAUCUUCUAUAAGGGUGUGGCUGCUUUGCAUGCUUCCACCAGUAGAAUGGGCUAAUAAGAACCAAAGAAGAAAAUUAUAAUAUGAUAAAAAUGACUAUAGAUAAUGAAACAUAUCAGUAUUAAACAUAAAUGUACCAAAUGGCAAAGUGUCUAGAUUCCUAAAGGAAAAACUACAAGAGUUACAGGAGGAAAUUGAUAAUAAAACUAGUAGUGAACUUCAAACUUCCCCUUAUAGAAGUAAAUGAAUCCAACUAAAAAAUAAACAAGAAAGAAGUUAUGAGGUAAUAUAACUUUAGAAAAUCUGGACAAGAUAGAUCUCUGGAGAAAAAUGAAUGGGAAUAGAAAGGAAUACACGUUUUUCCCAGGAGUACAUGGCACAUUUACAAAAACCAAAUACAUAAUAGGGCAUAAAAACCUCACAUCCAAAUAUGGAAAAGCAGAAAUGUUAUUAAAUGCAUAAUUUUCAGACCAUAAUACAAUAAAAAUACACUUAAUAAAGGACAGUAGAAAGACUAAAAAUUACUUGGAAACUAAACAAUCUUCUCAAAAAUGAAUGGGUCAAAGAACAUUUCAUAGAAACAAUCAACAAAUUCAUUAAGUAUAAUGACAAUGAGGAGCCAUGUCAAAAUUUAUGAGAUACAGCCCAAAUAGUACUUAUAGAAAAAUUCAAGGCUCUUAAUAUUUAUAUACAUAAAGCAGACAAAAAAACAGAUCAAUGAAUUGGGCAUAAAACUAAAAAGUUAGGGGGGAAAGUGUAAAAUCCCCAAUUAAAUACUAAAUUAGAAAUUCCUGAAAAUCAAGGCAGAGAUUAAUGAAAUUGAAAAUUUAAAACAAUUGGAUGAACAAAUAAGGCAAGAAGUUGGUUCUGUGAAAAAAUAAAUAGAUAAACCAUUGGUUAACUUGAUCAAAAAAAAGAAAAAAGAAAAUUAAAAUUCCAGUAUCAAAAAUGAAAAAAGGUAAAAUCAUAACCAAUGAAGAAGAAAUUAAAGCAAUGAUUGGCAGUUGUUUGUUUUUUUUUGCCUAACUACAUGCCAAGAAAUCUGACCAUCUAAAUUAAACAGAUGAAUACUUAGAAAAUUUAAACUACCUAGAUUGAAAAAAAAGGAGGAAAUAGAAUAAAAAACCCCAUCACAGAAAAAAAAUUAAAUAAACCAUCAAAGAACUCCUUAAGAAAAAAAGACAUAGGGCCAGAUAGAUUCAUAAAUUAAUUUUACCAACUCUUCAGAGAACUAACUCCAAUAUCACAUAAACUAUUUAGAAAAAUAGAUGAAGAAGGAAUCCUUCCAAAUUCUUUUUAUAAUACAAAUAUAGUACUGAUAACUAAACUAGAAAGAGAUAAGACAGAGAAAGAAAACUAUAGAUCAAUCUCCCUAAUAAACAUUCAUGCAAACAUUUUAAAUAAAAUAUUAGUGAGAUUAAAAUAUUUUCUCACAAGAAUCAUACAGCACAAUCAGGUGGGUUUUCUACCAGGAUUGCGGGGAUGGUUCAAUAUCAGGAAAACAUCAGCAUAGUUGAUCAUAUCAAUAAUAAAAUCAACAGAAAUCACAGGAUUAUUUCAAUAGAUGCAAUACAAACAUUUGACAAAAUACAACAUCCAUUCCUUUAAAAAAACUCUUUAAAAACACUGGAAUGAAGGGAAUCUUCUUUAAAGUGAUAAAUGGCAUCUAUCUAAAACCAUCAGCAAGCAUUAUUUAUAAUGGGGAUAAAAUAAAACCCUUCCUAAUAAGAUUGAGGGAAAGCAAUAAUACCCAUUAUCACCACCAUUUUUUGAUAUCAUACUAAAAAGAUUUGCUAUAUCAAUAAGAGCAGAAAAAUAAAUUGAAGGAAUUAGAAUAGGCAAUAAAAAAUUAAGUUAUCCCUGUUCUCAGAUGAUAUGGUGGUGUACCUAGAGAACUCUAGAGAAUCAAACAAACACAAAGAACCAAUAGAAAUAAUUAACAUUUUUUGUAAAUCACAGGAUACAAAAUAAACCCAUACAAAUACUCAUCAUUUGUAUUUAUCACCACUAAAAUUCAACAAGAGAAAGAAAAAGAAAUUCUAUUCAAAAUAAAUCUAGACAAUAUAAAAACCUGGGUAUAUACCUAACAAAAUAAACUCAGCAAUUAUAUGAGCACAAUUACAAACACUUUUCAAACAAAUAAAAUCAGACCUAACCAACUGGAAAAAAAACAUUAAUCCCUCAUGGAUAGGCCAAGCCUACAUAGUGAAAAUGGCAAUCCUACCUAAAUUAAUUUAUCUGUUUAGUGCCAUACCAAACUACUCAAAAAUUAUUGCAUAGAACUAGAAAAAAAAUAACAAAGAAAUCCAUCUGGAAGAACAAAAGUCCAAGGAUAUCAAGGGAAUUACUGGGGGUGGGGGGACAAAAAAAGGAGGCCUGGCUAAAUCUGUCCUCAAAGUAUAUGAUGAAAUAGUAAUCAUCAAGACAAUUUGGUACUGGCUAAAACAUAGAAAGAUGAAUCAGUGGAAUAGAUUAUGCAAUCAACAUGCAGCAAUUAAUAUCUACUGCAACUUAAUGUUCUAUAAAGCCAAAGAUUUAAGUUUUGGGGAAAAGAAUUCACUAUCUGACAAAAUAUCUGGUUUUCUGGGAAAACCAGAAAGCAGUAUCACAGACACUAGGCAUGGACCGACACCUCACACCAUACACCAGGAUAAAGAUAAAAUGGAUACUUGAUCUAUAAAUAAAGACACCAUAAACAAAUAAGGGGAACAUGGAGAAGUUUACUGAUCAGACUUAGGAAUAAGAGGAAUUUAUGAUCAAACAAGGCAGAGAAUGUUACAAAAAUUAAAUAGAUAGUUUUGAUUACAUUACAUUUAAAAGUUUUUGUACAAAUAAAAACAAUGCAAUCAAGAUUAAAAAGUAAGAAACAAGCGUGAGGAGAAAAAUCUUAUAGCAAGCAUUUCUGACAAAAGAUACAUCUCUCAAAUCUGUAAAGAACGAAGUCAAAAUUAUAAGAAUAUAAAGCAUUCUUCAGUUUAAAAAUGGUCAAGGGAUAUGAAUAGGCAGUUGUUAGAGAGAGACAUUAAAACUAUCCAUAAGCAUAUGAAAAAUGCUCUGUAUCACUAUUGAUUAGAGAAAUGCUCUGAAAUACUACCUCACACCUACCAGAUGACCAAAAUGGGAAAUGAUAAGUGUUGGAGAGGAUGUGGGAAAAUUGGGACACUAAUACACUAUUGAUGGAACUGUGAAUGAUACAACUACUCUGGAGAGUAAUAUAAAACCAGGCUUAUCGGGCCACAAAACUAUGCAUACUCUUUGACCCAGCAAUACCACUGCUGGGUCUGUACACUAAAGAGAUAAGAAUAAGGAGAAAAGACCUGCCUAAAUCAAAAUAUUUGUAGUAGCUCUUUUCACAGUGGCAUAGAACUGGAAACUGUCCAUCACUUGGGGAAUGAACAAGUUGUGGUAUCGAGUUGUGAUGGAAUACUAUUGUACCAUAAGGAAUUAUGAGCAGAAUGGGUUCAGAAAAGCCUGGAAAUAUAUAUAAUAACUGAUACAGAAUGAGUAAGCAGAACCAUGAGAAUAAUGUUUGCAAUAAGAGAAAUACUGUGUGGUAAGAAACGGUGAAGGACUAAACCAUUAUCAUCAAAGCAAUUCCCAAGAUAAACACAAAAGACUCAUGGUUAAAAUUCCAUCCACAGCCAAAGAAAGAACUGCUGGAAUCUGAGUGCAGAUCAAAACAUACUAUUUCGCACUAUAUUUCCUUCAUGAGAUUUCUAUUUUAUAUGUCUCCUAUAAUGCUAUGAGCAAUAUGGAAAUAUGUAUCACAUGAAAGUAUGAAUGUAACCUAUGUCAAAUUAUUCACCACUUUGGAGAGGGAGGAAGAAUAAUUGAAUUCUAAAAUUUUAAAAAUCAAUUGUCAAAAAUUGUUUCUAAAUUUAACUGAAAAAAUAAAUGAAAAAAUAGUCAUACAAAAUGUUCAAAGUUCCUAUUGAUUAGAGAAAUACAAAUUAAAACAACUUUGAGGUACCACCUCACACUUUCCAGAUUGUCUAAUAUGACAGUAAAAGAAAGUGAUAUAUGUUGGAGGGGAUUUGGAAAAACUGGGACAUUCAUGCAUUGUUGGUGGAAUUGGUAGCUGAUCUAACCAUUCUGGAGGUCAAUUUGGAACUAUGCCCAAAAGUCUAUAAAACUGUGAACACCCUAUUAUCCAGUAAUAUCAGUACUAGAUCUGUGUCCCAAAGGGAUAAAAAAAAAGAGGUAAAGAAGCUAUUUAUAGAAAAAAAAUUAUAGUUACUCUUUUGUGGUGGUAAAGAAUUGGAAACUGAGGGGAUGUCAUGUCCAUCAAUUGAGGAAUGGCUGAACAAAUUGUGGUAUAUGAUUGUGAUGGAACACUACUGUGUGGCAAGUAAUGAUGGUGAUCAGGAUGUUGAGCAGGAUGAUUUUUUAAAAACUUGUCCAUGCCUACAUGAACUGAUGCAGAGUGAAGUAAGCAGAGCCAGAAGAACAUUGUACAUAGUAACAGCAAUAUCUGUACAAUGGUCAACUGUGAAAGACUUGGCUACUCUCAGCAAUACGAUGAUCCAGGACAGUUCUGAAGGACUUAUAAUAAAGAAUUCUAUCCACCCCCAGAGAAAGAACCGUUGGAAUUGGAAUGUAGGUCAAAGCAUACAAUUUUUCAGUUUAUUUUAUUUGAGUUUUUAUUUGGCGGUUUUUUAUUUUAUAGGAAUAUUCUCUUACAGCAAUCAACAAUAGGGAAACAUGUUUUGCAUGAUAAUAAUGGCAUAAA